AUGGCUUCGACCUUAUCUUCUUCUUCCAAUUAUUCUUCUCCCCAGGUUGUUAUAAGUGUAGCCGAAAAGGGAUUGUCUUUUAGCCCACAAAAUGUUACUGUCGCAAAAGGUGAUACUGUUAAAUUCAAAAUAUUUAAAAGUAUGCAUGUAAUCGAUGAAUCCGAUGCACCCGGUCAAUGUAUUAAAUCAACGAAAAUUACAAAGCCACUAAGUUUGAUUGCAAAUGUGCCUGAUACAACAUUAACUUAUGAAAUUACUAGAGAUAAUGGAUCGAUUUACUAUUUUGAUAGUUAUGCUCAACAUUGUUUAAACGGUAUGUGGGGUAUUAUUACUAUCGGCGAUGCCAACAAAAACAAUCCUAAUAGUGAUCCAACAAAGGCAUCGACAACAGCAACCUCACCAUCACCAAGUGAAACCUCAGCCAAUAAUACGAAAAUUGAAAGAACGAUAACUGAUCAGAAUCUUGAUAAUGACUCAAAUUUAUAUCAACGUCUACCUACCUAUCUACCUUCAACAAG
Molecule: messenger RNA, 518 nt
Organism: Entrophospora candida
Lineage: Eukaryota; Fungi; Glomeromycota; Glomeromycetes; Entrophosporales; Entrophosporaceae
Source: the annotation of a GenBank genome assembly